UAUUGUUAAAAAGAUUACCACAUUUUUCGGGCUAUCAGACUUCCCUUCCUCCCCUCUCCAACAACGAAAGUCCAACGCGCAAGGUUUCAACCCUAACCCACCCUCUCUCUCUCUCGCUCCAAUGGCAGCGGAGCAAGAUGACACCGUAUUCGACCAAGAUCUCGAGGUUGACGACGAAGAUGAAGAUGAUCAAUCUUCUCAAUCUCAAAACGACGAUCUUGAAGACGACCUUGAAAUCGAAAACGAUGACACCUUGCCCGAAAACGAUGACGUCUUAUCCGAAGAAUUACUCGAAGACGAUGAUACCUCCACUUCCGCCGCCGUCCCCACUGCCAUCCCCGCCGUCACCAUCGCUUCCAUCCCUGCUGUCACAACCACCACCACAGCAGUGGCCUCUGAUUCCACACCCGAUGUAUUGAAACGACAACGCGUUCCCCCUGAAACGACAAUCAUCCCCUCUCAAGACUCGAAGAAACCGCAAUUCGAUGACACCAGGCGGUUAUUUCAACGAUUAUGGACCGAUGAAGAUGAAAUUGAACUACUUCAAGGGUUCUUAGAUUACACAACGACAAAAGGUACUGUUAAUAAUCACCAUAACGACACCGCUUUAUUCUAUGAUCAAAUCAAGUCGAAACUCCAGCUCGAUUUUAACAAGAACCAGCUUGUUGAGAAACUACGUCGUUUAAAGAAGAAGUAUCGUAAUGUUCUGAAUAAGAUAAAUUCUGGCAAAGAUUUUUGCUUUAAAUCCCCACAUGAUCAGGCUACUUUUGAGAUUUCGAGGAAGAUCUGGAGUUCUACGGGAAAAAUCGCGGGUUUUGGUAGUGAAGAUGGGCACAAUUUGGAUGAUGAUGAUGGAGGAAACCCUAACCCUAACCUCAAUAACCAUAAUGUGAUGAUGGAUGCUGAUGUUGCUGUUAAAAUUGAGGAUCAAAGGUCUACUCCUAGAUCAAGAAAACGGUCGCGGUCGCGACCAGUUGCUGGUGUUAGAACGGAGGAGAAGCGUGUGUUGAUGAAUGAUGGGUUCGUGGGGAAUGAGACUAAUGUUAAUGGGGGUGGGAGUGGGAACGGAAAUUUGUCGAGUGUGAUCGAGGAGACAAUGAGGAGUUGUUUGUCGCCUUUGUUUAAGGAGUUGUUGAGCAACAUGGCCGGAGCAGGGAUGGGUGGUGUUGGUAGAGGGGUUGGGGGAUUGGCAAUGAAUGCGAUGCCAUUGAGUUUUGGAGUAGGGGAUGUAAUGAUGAUGGAUGAGAAGUGGAGGAAGCAGCAUAUAUUGGAGUUGGAGGUUUAUUCCAAGCGGCUGGAGUUGGUGCAGGAUCAGAUUAGAGCACAAUUGGAUGAGUUGCGGUCUAUGGGUGUUUAGUUUGUUGAUGAUGGUACUGUAGGAAUCAAGGAGAUUUUUCCUUUGGUUAUUGAUUUAGUGUAGGGGAAGUCACUUUUUUUCUUUUCGGGUUUUUCUGGGGAUUCCUUUGUCGCUAGUCUUUUUUAACUUUGAUAAGAUAGUCAAUGAAUAAUGAUUUUCUAAUUUGUUUAGUGGUUCAUAGUUUGUUCUUCUGUAGAUAUGGUUUGAUGCAUAAUUGGAAUGACUUUUUAGAAUAAAAGAUACAGGUUUUAUUUCA
Populus nigra (black poplar) is the source of this 1613-nucleotide messenger RNA. Its product is annotated as probable transcription factor At3g04930. The transcript has a single exon. Lineage: Eukaryota; Viridiplantae; Streptophyta; Magnoliopsida; Malpighiales; Salicaceae. Gene Ontology annotation, biological process: regulation of DNA-templated transcription. The record is from RefSeq and is a predicted model, not a curated record. Gene Ontology annotation, cellular component: nucleus. Bases 122 to 1357 code for a protein of 411 amino acids.